Parnassius mnemosyne (clouded apollo) is the source of this 2355-nucleotide messenger RNA. Lineage: Eukaryota; Metazoa; Arthropoda; Insecta; Lepidoptera; Papilionidae. The record is from the annotation of a GenBank genome assembly.
AUGAUGCCAAUACGCUCACCUACUAGAAGCGGUAUAGGCUCUGGACUUAGUGGUUCACAACCUAAUUUAUUUACGGGAGAUUCAGCCACAGACGUUUCUACGGCAACGCAAGUUGCAUUUCGUAGCAAGCGGAAACAUACUAGUGACCAGGAUAUUAAAGAUGAACUGAGCAAAAUACGAAAGGGAAUGGCAGAAAUGAUGCAAAUUUUAACAUCGAUUAACAAGAAUCAAACGGAAACUAUAAACAAGAUAUCGGAAGAUGUCAGUUUACUAAAGGAACAUGUAAAAGAUCUUAAGACCGAGAUGGAUAGUCUUCGAUUCGAAAAUGAAAAAAUGAAGCGUAACAUAGAUAACUUGAUCAGCAAAUACAAUGAAAAUGACAAACAAAUGAGAAAGUUAGACUCUGAAAUGAAAAACCUCCAUAGUACAAAACUAAUAGCUCCAGUUACCACAACAACUAUUAGUAACACAAUAGGAGAAACUGUAAUGUCAGAACUUUCCGAUCGAUUGGUUAGAAGCAAAAACAUAAUAAUAACUGGAUUAAUGGAAACAAAAACAUCUGAUUACAAAGAAAGAAAAGAGACUGAAAAGAGAGAAGUACUUAGUUUAUUAAGAAAGAUCUCCAAUGAUUGUACGGGACCAAAAAGUAUUACACGCCUGGGAAAGUAUGCGCCAGAUAAACAAAGGCCACUUGAAAAAAAGUGUGUUUCUCAACAUCAGAAGAAGCUGUUUUUGUAUUACGUUCUAAAAGAAAAUGCAAUAGUAACCGUGACAGAAGGCAAACUUAGAGGCGCCGUGGGUACAUUAUUAGAUGGAUCUAAAUACUAUAGUUUCAAAGGCAUCCCGUAUGCACAGGCGCCUCUUGGCAAUCUAAGGUUUCAGGCACCGCUACCAACAAAACCAUGGAAUGGCGUUCGCGACGCAAUCGAACAUGGUCCUGUUUGUACUCAAUACGAUUUAAGUAUUUCAAAACUGAUUGAAGGCAGCGAGGAGUGUCUCUUUGUAAAUGUCUACACAAAAUCUUUACGUCAUAACGCUAAAAUUCCAGUCAUGGUGUUCAUCCACGGUGGCAGUUACAGUUACAACUCCGGCGACUCGGAAACCUUCAGCCCAGACUUACUGUUGCGACACGAUGUCAUAUUAGUAACUUUGAACUACCGUUUGGAACUACUGGGAUACUUAUGCCUCGAUACACCCGAGGUUCCAGGCAAUGCCGGCAUGAAGGACCAAUCUGCCGCAUUGAGAUGGGUUAAAAACAACAUAGCUCGAUUUGGCGGUGACCCAGAUAACAUUACUAUAUUUGGAGAAAGUUCAGGAGCUAGCUCUGUCACGUCCCAUAUGUUAUCGCCUAUGUCCGAGGGGUUGUUUCACAGAGUGAUUGUUCAAAGCGGCACAUGCAUACACGACUGGGCGAUCGACAGGAACGCUAAAGAGCGGGCUUUUCGAGCGGCAAAACUCUUAGGUAAAGAAACAAAUGACACUAAUGAGCUGUUGGACUUCCUACGUAGUUUGAAGCCAACCCUAUUAACGAACCUUGCACAAAAAACAAUGACGUAUGACGAGACAUACCGAGGACUACCUGAUUAUUUUAUCCCGGUCAUUGAAAAGAAGUUUGAUGGAGUAGCGGCUUUUAUGGACGAGGAACCAAUCGAUUUGCUAAUAAACGGUAAAGUGGCCAAGGUACCGCUUAUGAUUGGCUACAAUUCUGCCGAAGAUUUAGUAUUGAUAAAUUAUCUCACAGAAAAACUGGACGUUUACAAUAAACAUCCAUCUUAUUUCGUCACUAAAGAACUAGCAGCGAAUAUAGGGAGCGAGAAACUUAAAGAGUUUGGUGAGAGAGUGAAACAGUUUUACGUAGGUGGCAGAAAUUUAACUAAAGAUGAUCCCGAGAUAAUUGAAAAAAUUGGUAGUGACAUCCAUUUCUUCUACAACACGCACAGGUUCGCGAAUCUGUAUAGUGCUUCUUGCCAGCCGAUCUAUAUGUACCGGUUUAAUUACGACACAGAUUUAAACAUUAUUAAGAACUACACAGGAUUUAGACACUUGAAAGGAGCGAGCCAUGCCGACGAACUUUUCUAUAUGUUUUAUAACUUUUUGAACAAGAAACCGUACGAUGAACAACCAAAAUUAAGAGAAUUGGCGCUUAAAGUAACAACGCUGUGGACUAAUUUCGCUAAAACUGAUAACCCCACACCAAAUCAUUGCACGGAAGUUGAAUGGCUCCCGUACACUGCAACUGGAAAGGAGUACUUGAAGCUAGAAGAGAAAAUGGCGAUGGCAAAAUUUGCAGAUAAGGAUCGUAUGAGGUUUUGGAAUGAGUUGUACAAAGAAGCCGGUGUUGCUUAUAUUAAAUAA